Messenger RNA from Haliotis rubra (blacklip abalone), 3436 nucleotides. RefSeq names its product serine/threonine-protein phosphatase 6 regulatory ankyrin repeat subunit B-like. Gene Ontology annotation, molecular function: protein binding. The transcript has 9 exons. Bases 125 to 3436 code for a protein of 1103 amino acids. The record is from RefSeq and is a predicted model, not a curated record. NCBI's taxonomy places the organism in Eukaryota, Metazoa, Mollusca, Gastropoda, Lepetellida, Haliotidae.
GACGCCACAUUGCAUGGAGACAGUUGAUCCCACUGGUGUCAGGGCUCGGAUGGAUGUGGUUUAGUGCCUGUACCAUACACUGUGGAAUGUAACUGUUCCCCCCAUGAUAUAACUACACUACAAGAUGGAGGCAUCUCGAGCAAUGCUGAUACUCUUACAAGCCCUACUUAUAUUCAUAUUAUCUCUGCACUGUCAAAACAUCUGUGACUGGGGUAAGUACGGAGAAAACUGCAACAAAGACUGUCCAUCCACCUGCCUUUCCAACCCUGUACGAAAGCUGAAACACUGCCAGAAGGAGACAGGGAGGUGUUCUGAAGGCUGUGUUCCUGGCUGGUUUGACGAUCUUUGUGACAAGGCCUGUGGCAAGAACUGCUUGAGAAACAUCUGUAAUCGUCAAAAUGCCAUCUGCACGCAUGGAUGUACUGGAAACUACACAGGGGAGCUUUGCAACAUUAGGAAAGCAGUAACAGUUGUUCCCGAGACACCGACGAAAGCAUCUUCUGACUCGAACUCAGCACAACCGACGAAUGCACCUUCUGACUCGAACUCAGCACAACCGACGAAUCUUGCUGCGAUCCUUGUCCCAGUGUUCAUCGUCAUCAUCAUCGUCAUUAUCAUCAUUGCUGUGGUGAUGUUCAGACUAAGGAAGCGCAAAUCGAUAAGAACACCUAGAGGUCAGCCGGAUAAACGUGGACGUUCUGAUGAAGCCAUUUCUUUGAUGGAGAAGCAGUCUGCACCAGCUCAGAACACUUCGUCACAGGAUGAGGAAACACAAGGCACUCUUAUACUACAGACAGAUUUGCCAAACGAGCUGAGGAAGGGUAUCAGUGACAUCUUCGUUGAAACCGACAGUUUAAACAAGGUGAAAGAAAAACUGGAAAAGUUUGGCCACGUGACAAUAAGCGGUGGUCCAGGAGAAGGUAAAACAUCCAUGGCCCUGAUGUUAGGAGCUGCAUACAGGAGACAUGGGUAUGAAGUGGUACUGGUUGAGGACGUUGGUACUUUCCAGUUGUCUGAGUGUCUGUGUAAGAGCAAAGACGUAUGUGUCAUAUUCGAUGACGUAUUUCAAAACGUUGGGCCAUCUAUGGACGUACAUCGCCUAAGACAAGUUCUCUAUGAGCUCCAUAUACAUCGUGAACCCUGGACAAGCAAAUUGGAAAGACGAUACCACAACCUGCAGCAGACGCCAGGAACCGAACAUAGAAGCAACGACCAUACAAACCUGUAUUUCAUAUUCACCACAGAUACCAAAAGGUUUCAAUGUGCAAUGUCAAAAUUUAAAGACCCUAUUUUUUUCCAAGACUGGUCUAUUGUUGACGUGACCAAACUGAAAGAUGAAGAGAAAAAAGCCAUAUGGAUGAAACACAAAAGCUAUUUCAAAUGUCGAACAAAUGUCGACGUGAAAAAGAUUAUUGCGUACAAAGAAAUAAUUGGUUUUCCAUUGACAUGCAAACUUUUCUCUAGUCACGUGCCCUUUCAAAAACUCAAAGAAUCGUUUUUUGAGAUGCCUGUUUACCAUAUUAAACGUGAACUUGAUGUGAACGUUAGUCAGUUAGAUGACACGUCAUUGAAACUCCUUUUACCAUCACUGUGUGGCAGUGAACAGAAACUCAAACACAGAAAAUCAGAACUCCACACUAAAUGUGACAACAAAGUACAAAACACGCACCUAAGGGAUGUUUUAGUUCUUGUCUCUUGUUCCCAUCCUCUAAUACAAGACAUGUGUAUGUCUGCCAUAUUGGAUACUAAACCAGAGCUGUUCCUCCAUAACUGUAGUUUAGCGUUCAUCUGUGACCAUGUACGUGAUCAGCAGCAUGACACCGCUCCAGCAGAACAAACUGUCAUUUAUUUCCCCGGUGCUCACAGUGACGUCAUCACCGCCAGACUGGCUGAAGCUGUUGCUGAUGGCACGUUCAGUAACUACAUCAUGCAUCCCAUGUGGAAAAGGAAGGAAGUUGCAGACAAAGUGCAACAAAUGCUUGGAGAUGAAGGCGCUUCGUCAUGUGAUGCUAAGUACAGUAUUCUCCAUUAUUGCUGUUUCCUGGGGAACAAUGACACCAUAAAACGACUCCUCCCCAACUGUGACAUCAACAGGCGUGCUGUGAAUGGUUGGACGCCAGCUAUGUUCGCAGUUGCUGGUGGACAGAUGGACACUUUGGAUCUCCUUGUUAAGCAUAAAGCUGAUGUCACAUUACUUGAUUCUAUGAACAAUGACCUAUUCCAUUUGGCUUGUCAAUACAGAGACACUUCGGUUGUGAAAAUAGUUAAAAGUUUGCUGAAAAAGAGUAAGGCUUGGCAUAUUAACUGCCGAGGAAUGAAUGACUGGACACCAAUUAUGUGUGCAGUUUUCUCUGGUAAGAAUGAUAUUUUGGACUAUCUUGUCCACAAAAAGAAAACUGACUUAACAUUAAGAGAUAGCAACAACAAUACUGUUCUUCAUCUGGCAUGUAUGUAUGGAAAUGAAUCCAUUGUUAAUUCGUUGUUACCAUCAACAGACAAAGAUUGUCAUGGGAGACAUGGCAUGACGCCUGUGAUGUGUGCUCUAUUGUCAGGGAGGAUGGAUGUGUUUAACCUUCUCGUGUCACAAAAUGCAGACACGGCAUUGGCCGACUAUGAUAACAACAGUCUCCUUCAUUUAGCCUGCCUCAUUGAUGACAUACCCGACAUCCUACUAACAAAGAUUGACGCUGAUACUCAAGGAAAUCAGGGUUGGACGCCUCUAAUGAAGGCAGCUGUCAAUGGAUCAAAACAUGCAUUUGACCAGCUGGACAAAGCAAAGGCUAAUCUUUACCCGAAAGACGACAACAGCAACAAUAUCCUUCACCUGGCAUGCCAUGGUGGACAUGUCUCCAUUGUGAAACAUCUACUGACAACGGAUGACAUCAACAGUCGUGGGAAUAAAGGAUGGACGCCAGUUAUGUAUGCAGCUGCCAAUGGCUCGAAGGACGUGUUUGACCUGCUUGUGUCUAAGGGUGCUGACUUACCCUUGAAGGAUGACUACAGCAACUCUGUAUUUCACUUAGCAUGUGCAGGUGGGAACCUAUCCAUUGUGGAGUAUCUGCUGCCAAAAUCUGACAUCAAUAUCCGGGACAAUUAUGGAAGAACUGCAAUUAUGAAAGCAGCUUCUGCAGGCCAAAGUGUUGUCUUUGACGUUCUUUUGUCGAAAAAAGCUGAUCUUACAAUGUCUGACGAGUACAAUGACACUGUCCUACAUUGUGCAUGUGCGGGAGGAAAUCGAUCUGUUGUAGAAUAUUUACUGGAAAGAAUUGACAACAAUAUUAAAGGAAAGAAUAGCUGGACACCAGAGAUGGCUGCAGCUCGCUUUGGAAAGUUAGAGCCUUUCAACCUGCUUGCUUCAAAAGACGCCGAUCUCACUCUGAUUGACGAUCACGGAAACAAUCUGCUUCACCUUGCAUGUCAGGGGGAAACAGGUUGA